Molecule: messenger RNA, 1884 nt
Organism: Monoraphidium neglectum
Lineage: Eukaryota; Viridiplantae; Chlorophyta; Chlorophyceae; Sphaeropleales; Selenastraceae
Product: Selenocysteine-specific elongation factor
Exons: 11
Coding region: 1-1884 (627 amino acids)
Biological process (GO): selenocysteine incorporation
Molecular function (GO): GTP binding; translation elongation factor activity; GTPase activity
Source: RefSeq, a predicted model, not a curated record
AUGGCGGAGCCCCGCGAGCACCGAGUGCUCAACAUCAAUGUGGGUGUUCUCGGCCAUGUGGAUAGCGGCAAGACGAGUUUAGUCGCGGCGCUGUCAUCGACGCUGUCCACGGCGGCGCUCGACAAGCAUCCGCAGAGCCGCGAGCGCGGCAUCACGCUGGACCUCGGCUUCAGCGCGUUCGCCGCGCCGCUGCCGCGCCACCUGGCGCACCUGCCCUACAACGAGCUGCAGUUCACGCUGGUGGACUGCCCGGGCCACGCGUCCCUCAUCCGCACCAUCAUCGGGGGUGCCCGGAUCAUUGAUAUGAUGGUGCUGGUAGUGGACAUCACAAAGGGCCUCCAAGCGCAGACGGCCGAGUGCCUGGUGGUCGGAGAGAUGGCGGCGCAGCACUUGGUGGUUGCGCUCAACAAAACGGACCUCAUCCCAGAGCAAGAUCGCCCCAAAGCCAUCAAAAAGGCCCAGAAGCGCCUCGGCGCCGCCUUCGCCUCCACCCGCUUCGCGGGUGCCCCAAUGGUGCCCGUCUGCGCGCGCCCCGGCGCAUGCGCCGGCGCCGACGGCGCGGCGGCGGGCGGCGCCGCGGCGGGCGCGGAGGGCAUUGAGGAGCUCAAGGGGGCGCUGCUGGGGAUGGCUGCACCCCGCGCGGCGGCGGCGGGCGCGCCGCUGCUGUUUGCGGUCGACCACUGCUUCGCCAUCAGGGGGCAGGGCACGGUGCUCACCGGCACUGUGCUGCAGGGCGGCGUCAGCGUCAAUGACACCAUAGAGCUGCCAGCCCUCAAGAUCAGCCGCCAGGCACGCCGGCGCUACGCCCCGGCGCGGACAGGCGACCAACUGCGCGCAGCGUUGCAGCCGCUGAGGGGCCAAUGGACGCGCCGGCAAGGCGCCUGCUGCGGCCAGCUUGCAGUCAAGUCCAUCCAGAUGUUCAGGCGCCCCGCCCGCGCCGCCGCCCAGGGCGACCGUGCCGCGCUGCUCGUGACGCAGCUCGACCCAAAGCUCAUGGAGAGGGGGCUCGCCGCGGCGCCAGGCAGCGUGCCCGCGUUCUGCGGCGCGGUGGCGACGGUCGAGAAGGUCCGCUUUUUCGACGGCCCUGUUCCUGGGAAGGUCAAGUACCACGUCAACGUGGGCCACGAGACAGUGAUGGCAGAGGCCACGUUUUUCGGCCUGCCAGACGGCGGGGGCGGGACUCAGGAAGAUGCGCUUCAGCAGAUGAUCUCCAGCCUGGAGGCCAUGUCCCUGCAUCUUCCCCCAGCAGAGGCGUUUGACUGGGAGCAGGAGUACGCGUGGCAGGACCAGCUGUACGGUCUGGAGGGCAGACCCCAUAUUCAGGGCCAAAACGACCAGCAGCUGCUCCAAGCGGCUGCAGCGGAGGGCCCUCCAGCCGACGCGGCGGUGCACUUUGGGCCGCAGUGGGCGCUCCUGAAGUUUGACCAACCCCUGACGGCCCCCUCGGACUCUGCGGUCAUCGGGGCACGCCUGGACCUAGAUUCCCAGGGUGGGUCGUGCCGCCUGGCCUUUUACGGCCGCAUCGUGUCGCCGCUUGACACUGGGGACCCCUCGCAGCUGGCGCGGCUGCAGGUCUUCAAACCAAAGGAGAGGUGCGGCACGAUCGAGCGGAUCGCCCCCGACGGCUCCCACGCCAUCUGCCGCGGCCUGUUCAAGAAAGAGACCGAUGUCGGCCCAUUCAUGGGCGCUGCCGUGACCACCGCCCGCGGCGAGGCCGGCGCCGUGGAGGGGCGCUUCGGCACAAGUGGGAAGGUGCGGCUUGACUUCUCGGCGGCGCCGCUGGCGCCGGCUGGCGAGCGGGCGGCGCGCGACAACGCGGUGGCGCUGCGCUACAAGAAGUUUGUGUUUGCGGCGAAGGACGGCCGGCGGCGCAUACGGCAGUAG